Molecule: messenger RNA, 2063 nt
Organism: Silurus meridionalis
Lineage: Eukaryota; Metazoa; Chordata; Actinopteri; Siluriformes; Siluridae
Gene: tmed9
Product: transmembrane p24 trafficking protein 9
Exons: 5
Coding region: 16-726 (236 amino acids)
Biological process (GO): intracellular protein transport; COPI coating of Golgi vesicle; endoplasmic reticulum to Golgi vesicle-mediated transport
Cellular component (GO): endoplasmic reticulum-Golgi intermediate compartment; endoplasmic reticulum; COPII-coated ER to Golgi transport vesicle
Source: RefSeq, a predicted model, not a curated record
GUGGCACUGGUGGUUAUGCGCAGACUCCGUGCACUCUUCCUCAGCAGUGACUACAUGAUGGUGUUGAAAAUGCAGUUCAUGCAAAGCGCGUUUUUGCUCCUCAGCGCUUGCCUCAGUCUCGUUUCUGCGCUCUACUUUCACAUCGGAGAGACAGAAAAGAAAUGCUUCAUUGAAGAAAUUCCGGAUGAAACCAUGAUCAUCGGAAACUACCGAACACAGUUGUAUGACAAGCAGUCGGAAUCGUACAUGCCUGCCACGCCAGGGCUCGGGAUGUUUGUGGAAGUUAAAGACCCUGAUGAGAAGGUGAUCCUGUCUCGUCAAUAUGGGUCAGAAGGCCGGUUCACCUUCACGUCCCACACGCCCGGAGAACACCAAAUCUGUUUGCACUCCAACUCCUCCAAAUUUUCUCUGUUUGCUGGUGGAAUGCUCCGAGUUCAUCUGGACAUCCAAGUGGGUGAGCACGCGAACAACUACGCAGAGAUCGCGGCGAAAGACAAGCUGACCGAGCUGCAGCUGAGAGUGCGCCAGCUGGUGGAGCAGGUCGAUCAGAUCCAGAAGGAACAGAACUAUCAGAGAUACCGUGAAGAGCGCUUUAGACAGACCAGCGAGAGCACCAACCAGAGAGUCCUGUGGUGGUCUAUCGUCCAGACGCUGAUCCUCGUGGCUAUCGGUUUCUGGCAGAUGAGACAUCUUAAGAGCUUCUUUGAAGCCAAGAAAUUAGUGUAAAGUGUGUGUGUGUGUGUGUGUGUGUGUGUGUAUGUAUGUGUGUGCCGGUGUUUCUUGAUUUAACAUGCAGUAUACAGCUGAUUGAAAAGUCAAGUCUAGACUGCUGAAAUGAACCUAAGUUGAACCUUUCUCAGAAAAAAAAAAGAAAGAAAAAGAAAGAAAGAAAAUUCUCCCAGAUUUGCUUUGAGAUUAUUUCACCAAUUUUUUUUUUUAAUGCCACUUCUUUCUCAGCUGUAUUCCAGUACUUCCUAAGGCCAAACCACGUUACUUUUAUAUAAUGUUUUUGUUUUGUUUUUUUUGUUCUUCUAUGAAUGAAAACGGACUUUAUACAGAAAUUCUGAAUAUGAUCAGUUUUGGUUUGUGAACCAAGCAAUCAGGAGUUUUGUGUAAAUUUGUCCUACACUGAAGAUGCACACAUUCUAGACACAACUGUUCAAUUCUGUUGCUUCAUGUACAGCACACUCUUUGUUGGUUAGACAUUAGUGACUUAUGUUAGGUUUGGUUAUUUCAGAGUGAAUGUAUGUCCGUACUUUUAUUUAAUAUUCAUUUUGUUUAAUUUGCAUCAACUGUUUUUCAGCCUAAAUGUCCAGCCAAAUGGGUUAAGAAGGCUGUUUACAGCUCUAGUAGCCUUUCUGCAGGCAACAGCACAGACACCAGAUCUACUGCAACUACAGUGACAAUAUGUUUUUCCCUCCCCAGCAUUACAUGCAUUGAAAAAGAAAAACGACAAUUCAUGGUUUGAUAAUGUUUGAUGUUUGAACUUAAAUUUGGGAGGGGGAAAGGCAGAAUUAUAAUCUUCUAUUAACUGUAAGUAUCUUUGAUUUAUUGUCUGUAAGUCACUCAGUUUCAUAAAUCACUCUUAUGUGGUUUAUUUAAAUUUCAAAGGUCUCAUCUUGUACUUACUUUGAUUUUAAUGUCCUGCAAUCAUCUUGGCCAUUUAUUUUCCUGUGUGCGCAGAGACUCGGGUACUUCUCGAUUUGAUAAAAACAACAUUGUCACCUACUUUAUUCACUAAGAGCUGCAGUAUCGACCCUGCAAAUGAACCCGAUCACUAUGCUCUCUAAGGCUGAAUUUCAUAUUUCAGUUCAAUUUUAUUACUUGAAGUUUUCUUUGUCCCAUAUAAAUUAUUUUCAACUUCUUCCUUUUAUCGUUUCUUUCCCGACACUUUUGAACCAUGUAGGAUGUGACCGUGUACUUCUUUUAAAUUUGGGUUCUUGCUAGACAUUUGUGUACACAGAUAUUGUUGGCUGAGGGGUUUAAACUUUUAAAAUGAUUAGAGGGAAAGACUGUGUCAUGUGUUCAUGAUUGCACUCAAAUAAAGCUUUCAUCUCCCUCCA